Messenger RNA from Egretta garzetta (little egret), 1254 nucleotides. RefSeq names its product carbohydrate sulfotransferase 1 (gene CHST1). The transcript has a single exon. The coding region runs from base 1 to 1254 and encodes 417 amino acids. Gene Ontology annotation, molecular function: N-acetylglucosamine 6-O-sulfotransferase activity; keratan sulfotransferase activity. Gene Ontology annotation, cellular component: Golgi membrane. NCBI's taxonomy places the organism in Eukaryota, Metazoa, Chordata, Aves, Pelecaniformes, Ardeidae. Gene Ontology annotation, biological process: carbohydrate metabolic process; N-acetylglucosamine metabolic process; keratan sulfate proteoglycan metabolic process. The record is from RefSeq and is a predicted model, not a curated record.
AUGCAAUGUUCCUGGAAGGCUGUCCUCCUACUAGCCUUGGCAUCCAUUGCAAUCCAAUACACAGCAAUCCGGACCUUCACCGCCAAGUCUUUCCACAGCUGCCCCAUCCCCAAUCCUGUGAACUGCAGCCUGAGCCAGGACACGGAUGCAGCUGACAGGCUGUGCGACGAGAGCCCCACCUUCGCGUAUAACCUCUCCAGGAAGACCCACGUCCUCAUCCUCGCCACCACCCGCAGCGGCUCCUCCUUUGUUGGGCAGCUGUUUAAUCAGCACUUUGAUGUCUUCUAUUUAUUCGAGCCCCUCUACCACGUCCAGUACACCCUGAUCCCAAAGCUGACCCAGAGCAAGAGUACGACGGACAGGCGGGUCAGGCCCAGCCGAGACCUGCUGAGGAGCCUGUACGACUGCGACCUCUACUUCUUGGAGAACUACAUCAAACCCCAGCCCGUCAACCACACCACCGACCGCCUCUUCCGCAGGGGGGCCAGCAAGGCCCUGUGCUCGCCACCCGUCUGCGAGUCCCUGGGAGCCAUCGAUCUCCACCUGGAGGAGGGAGACUGCGUGAAGAAGUGCGGUACCUUGAACCUGACGCUGGCCACCGAGUCCUGCAGAGAGCACGGGCACGUGGCCAUCAAAACCGUGCGGGUGCCGGAGGUCAGUGACCUCCGGGCCCUGGUGGAGGAUCCGCGACUGAACUUGAAGGUCAUCCAGCUGGUGAGGGACCCCCGGGGGAUCCUGGCAUCCCGAAGCGAGACUUUCCGGGACACCUACCGGCUGUGGAGGAUCUGGGACGGCACCGGCAGGAAGCCGUACAACCUGGACGUUACCCAGCUCACCACGGUGUGCGAGGACUUCUGGAACUCUGUGUCCACCGGCCUCAACCGGCCGCCGUGGCUCAAGGGCAAGUACAUGCUGGUGCGCUACGAAGACCUGGCCAGGAACCCCAUGAAAAAGACUGAGGAGAUCUACGAUUUCCUGGGCAUCCCCAUGGACAGCAACAUCGAGCGCUGGAUACAGAACAACACCCGAGGGGACAGGUCCUCCUCCAAACACAAGUACGGGACGGUGCGCAACUCAGCGGCGACGGCGGAGAAGUGGCGGUUCCGGCUGUCCUACGAGAUCGUGGCGUUCACCCAGCACGCCUGCCAGCAGGUGCUGGCGCAGCUUGGCUACAAAACCGCCAGCUCGGAGGAGGAGCUGAAGAACCUCUCCAUCAGCUUGGUGGAGGAGAGAGACUUCCUGCCCUUCUCCUAA